AUGACGGCCAUUUGGCGGUGGACGAUUGGCUUUUCUCAUUCCUUUACGUUCAGUGAUCUUGGGCUUCAUUGCGUUCAUUGUAAAAAUAUUUCUUGUCAGACACAGAAGUUGCGUCCUCAGCAUAAGAAAGCCGAGGCUCGAUUAUGCAAACAAG
Funneliformis mosseae is the source of this 154-nucleotide messenger RNA. Lineage: Eukaryota; Fungi; Glomeromycota; Glomeromycetes; Glomerales; Glomeraceae. The record is from the annotation of a GenBank genome assembly.